Paracoccidioides brasiliensis Pb18 is the source of this 333-nucleotide messenger RNA. RefSeq lists its product as uncharacterized. The coding region runs from base 1 to 333 and encodes 110 amino acids. The transcript has 3 exons. The record is from RefSeq and is a predicted model, not a curated record.
AUGAAGAGCUUCCUUGCACUUCUAUUCAUUCUCCUACCCCUUUGCCAUUCUGCCGCUAUACAGGAUUCGACUCCUGUAGCUGCGAACUGGCCAAGAGCAUGGAGAGACUGUGCGUUCAACCACUAUUGUGAUGAUAACAGAGAUUGCCGCAGUCAAAAGGAUUGUUUGGAUAAGGCUAAUUUAAAAAUUUCCGUUCGUCGCUAUGUAUCAAUAGGAGCAUCGCAUAGACUGGAUUUUCUGUGGAAGAUGGAUGAACUUGGGCCAAUGCUGGGUUUGGAGAGUAAGUCCAUUAAUCUCAAAUAUUCUGAAGCAUGGAAUGAGGAAGUGAGGUGA